Molecule: messenger RNA, 2464 nt
Organism: Ananas comosus (pineapple)
Lineage: Eukaryota; Viridiplantae; Streptophyta; Magnoliopsida; Poales; Bromeliaceae
Product: ABC transporter F family member 4
Molecular function (GO): ATP hydrolysis activity; ATP binding
Source: RefSeq, a predicted model, not a curated record
CGGUGUAGUUCUUUUCUUACCCGCAACUCGAUCUCCUCUUCUUUUUUUUCCCCUCUUUCUUCUCUUUCCAGACAGACUAGUAACAGCAUCGCCUCCGCCACCGCCACCGCCAUGGGCCGCAAGGACGACCGCUCCACCAAAUCCUCCUCCUCCUCCGCCGCCGCCGGCGCUCCUCCCAAGAAGGAGAAGCUCUCCGUCUCCGCCAUGCUCGCCGCCAUGGACAAGCCCAAGCCCUCCUCCUCCUCCUCCUCCUCUUCCGCCACGGCCUCCAAGAAAUCCAAGCCCAAGCCAUCGAAACCCUCCUCCUACAUCGACGGCCUCGACCUCCCCCCCUCCGACGACGACGACGACGACGACGGCGGCGGCGGCGAUCGCCCCGAACCCGAAACCCACCGCCCCCGCGAUCUCCCCCGCCCCGACCUCGGCUCCGUCGCGCCGUCCGGCAAGGAGAUCCGGAAGCGCGAGAAGCGCGACCUCGUGGCCGCGCACGCCGCCGAGGCCGCCCGCCACGAGGCCCUCCGCGACGACCGCGACGCCUUCUCCGUCGGCGGCGGCGAGUUCGACGCCGCGUCCGCCAACGUCCGCGACGUGGUGGUGGAGAACUUCUCGGUGUCGGCGCGCGGCAAGGAGCUCCUGAAGAACGCGUCCGUCCGCAUCUCCCACGGCCGGCGCUACGGGCUCGUCGGCCCCAACGGCAAGGGCAAGUCCACCCUGCUCAAGCUCCUCGCCUGGCGCAAGAUCCCCGUCCCCCGCAACAUCGACGUCCUCCUCGUCGAGCAGGAGGUCGCCGCCGACGACCGCCCCGCCCUCGACGCCGUCGUCUCCGCCGAUCUGGUGCUCGUCCGCCUCCGCCAGGAGGCCGCCGCCCUCUCCGACGACAAGAACACCAGCAGCAGGGGGGACGACGAGGACGAGGACGACGAGGACGAGGACGACGACAGCGGCGAGCGGCUGGCGGAGAUCUACGAGCGGCUGCAGCUGCUGGGGUCGGACGCGGCGGAGGCGCGGGCGUCGAAGAUCCUGGCGGGGCUGGGGUUCACGAAGGAGAUGCAGCGGCGGGCGACGCGGUCGUUCAGCGGGGGGUGGCGGAUGCGCAUCUCGCUGGCGCGCGCGCUGUUCAUGCAGCCGACGCUGCUCCUGCUGGACGAGCCCACCAACCACCUCGACCUCCGCGCCGUGCUGUGGCUCGAGGAGUACCUGUGCCAGUGGAAGAAGACGCUGGUCGUCGUCUCGCACGACCGCGACUUCCUCAACGCCGUCUGCAACGAGAUCAUCCACCUCCACGACCUCAAGCUCCACGUCUACCGCGGCAACUUCGACGACUUCGAGAGCGGCGACAAGCAGAUGCGGGCCGCCAAGAAGAGCGGGAGCAAGGCCCAGCAGGACAAGGUCAAGGGGCAGGCUCUCUCCAAGGCCGCCAGGGACGCCGCCAAGACCAAGGGGAAGGGGAGGGCCGCCGCCGCCGACGACGACGACGCGCCCCCGCCGGAGGUCCCCAAGAAGUGGAGGGACUACAGCGUCGAGUUCCACUUCCCCGAGCCCACCGAGCUCACCCUUGAAGUUAGCUUCAGCUACCCGAGCCGCGAGGACUUCAGACUCUCGAACGUCGAUGUGGGGAUCGAUAUGGGGACGAGGGUCGCGAUCGUGGGGCCCAACGGCGCCGGAAAGUCUACUCUUCUUAACCUGCUCGCGGGGGACUUGGUGCCCGCCGAGGGAGAGGUGCGGCGGAGCCAGAAGCUGAGGAUCGGGCGGUACUCGCAGCAUUUCGUGGAUUUACUGACGAUGGAGGAGAACCCGGUUCAGUACCUUCUGCGCCUUCACCCGGACCAGGAGGGGAUCAGCAAGACCGAGGCCGUACGCGCGAAGCUCGGCAAGUUCGGUCUGCCCAGCCAUAACCACCUCACCCCUAUCGCAAAACUAUCCGGCGGUCAGAAGGCCAGGGUCGUAUUCACGUCCAUAUCGAUGUCCAAGCCUCACAUACUCCUGCUGGACGAGCCCACGAAUCACUUGGACAUGCAGAGCAUUGACGCGCUGGCGGAAGCCCUGGAAGAGUUCACAGGUGGGGUUGUGCUGGUGAGCCAUGAUUCGCGGUUGAUAUCGCGUGUCUGCGAGAAUGAGGAGAAGAGCGAGAUAUGGGUCGUCGAAGAUGGGACGGUGCGUAAAUAUCCGGGCUCUUUCCAGGACUACAAGGAUGACCUUCUGAGAGAAAUAAAGGCUGAAGUCGAAGAGUGAUGUGAUCUUACAGUGAGUUAUCUGUUGGUUUCUUAUACAAUAAGUUGGUUCAAGCUCUGCAGUUUUUCUAUCAUUUUUGUCUCUAUACUUCUUGGGGGAUUGAUAUUAUUUGAGUCCACAGCAUAUAAGUUAACGGCAACUUUGAAUGGUUAGAUGCCAGCAUGAUAAAUGUGUAUUUGGAGAUUAAAACUUUUAAGUAAUCUAUAUGUGUGACGCUUUGUUUGCCAGUUUA